UGUCUGCACGGGGGUUGGAAUCCUCAUUACGCGCCAAAAAAGCGCAUCAUCACAAGCAACGUCCUUGACAACCAGCUGUGCAUCAGAGUAAUGCGCUGGUGUUUAUUUUUAGUAGUUUUUCGGCUGCUGCGUGCUACUCUCGUUCAACCUUUGUUGGGUCUAUGCGUUUAAAACAUUGCCCAUCUACACCAUCUGACGAGCAAUUCACCUCAAAACCAUGAGGCUGCAAAAGGGCACUCAACAAGCCACAUAUAUGAGGAAGCACUCUGGCUGUCAGACAGUCCAGAAACAGGCCUCCAUGACCACAGAUUACCAAGAGAAGUUCCUUUCCCCGCUCUGCUACAAGGCGAUCGUCUCAGCCCCAUCACAUAAAGGCCCUUACCAUGCACUGAAAGGGACAAGUGCAGAUGUGAGAUCCUACUAUUUGGUCCAAAAAAGGAUCCCAAAGGCCCCACAGCCCGUAGGCCAUUGGAGCAGCAACCCUCCACACAUUCCUACACACUUUGACGCAAACCAAACGGCAUCCCAGUUGGAGGACAACCCAUCAGUUCACCAAAGUACACAAUUGGAUGAUGAUUUCCGAGCAUGGAAAGGAAAGAAGUGCAGCUCCCAGAAAACUUCUGUUCAAGUUGCAGCUAACUCUAAACCAGUCCCAAAGAUGCGAGAACCAAAACCUUUUGAAAACGUCACCAGCUACAGAUCGGAUUAUGUCACACAUCAAUUGCCCCCCAGGAGGCGCAGGGAGAAGCCUGUGUGUCAAACCAAAGGUCUGCCGUUACAGCCUGCUGUGGCCUUGAAGCCAAAGGUGGCUGGGAACACAAACCAAGAACUUUUUGACGAAGCCAGUGCAUUCUUUCAGCAAUUCAAGACCUGGUCCCUUGCAAACCAGUUCCACAGCUAAGGCAAAAAGUCUGAGAUUAAAUAAAUAAAAAAAGCUCUG
This is a messenger RNA of Etheostoma spectabile (orangethroat darter), 940 nucleotides long. RefSeq lists its product as uncharacterized. The record is from RefSeq and is a predicted model, not a curated record. Bases 218 to 901 code for a protein of 227 amino acids. The transcript is spliced from 4 exons. NCBI's taxonomy places the organism in Eukaryota, Metazoa, Chordata, Actinopteri, Perciformes, Percidae.